Molecule: messenger RNA, 1779 nt
Organism: Hevea brasiliensis (rubber tree)
Lineage: Eukaryota; Viridiplantae; Streptophyta; Magnoliopsida; Malpighiales; Euphorbiaceae
Product: heptahelical transmembrane protein 1-like
Exons: 4
Coding region: 264-1388 (374 amino acids)
Biological process (GO): response to hormone
Cellular component (GO): membrane
Molecular function (GO): signaling receptor activity
Source: RefSeq, a predicted model, not a curated record
AAAAUUUAAAAAUUACGGUUGGCUCCUCUGUUUGUGCACAUGCUUUGGCUUUAUUGGUAACCUAACAACGUGUAAGCUUGCUCCUGCAUGUAACCCCAAUCCAAUCCAAACCAACCCACACGCAGCUCUUUAAAUGUUUGCAGAUUGCAGUUGGUUGUUGCAUCCUCCACAACUCCCACUUUAAAUCAAACCCAACAAAAGAAAAACAAACCAGCCACAACCCUUUCUCUUCUAUAUACCCAGAAAUUGUACGACCUCCUUCUAUGGAUGUUGCUGUCUUCUUGAAGAGAAAGCCCAAGAAAAUGGAUUUUCAUCAAACACAUUGUUCUCACGUCGUUCCUCCUCAAAGCGCUUGCAAGAAUAAAAAGAAGAAAGUGGGUAAUCUUGAUGACGAUGGCACUCUGAACAAAGAGAUUAAACGGUGUGGCUUAAAGUCGUUUUGGGAGCUUCCGGAGUACAUGAAGGAUAAUGAGUUUAUAUUGAGUUAUUACCGAGUCAGUUGGCCUCUUAAGGAAGCUCUUUUUAGCAUUUUUCGUUGGCAUAAUGAAACGCUUAAUGUCUGGACACAUCUGAUUGGCUUUUUACUGUUUUUGGGGUUGACCAUUGCGAAUGUAAUGCAAGUUCCUCAGGUAGCGGAUCUUCUCGGCUUGUUUACCAGGUCAAUUCUUACUAUUGCAGAGACAAAUGUUUCCCUUAAUUCAAAGGAAUUCUUUUUGGGAACUACAGAACUCUUAGAUUUGAAGCAGAUAACAUCUCCAAAAAUUGAUAUAACACCGCCAGGAACGGCGGUCAGCCGGUGGCCAUUCUAUGUAUUCUUGGGUGGUUCUAUGUUCUGCCUCCUCUCAAGCAGCAUCUGCCAUCUCUUUUCUUGCCAUUCACACCAUUUAAACAUUUUCUUGCUACGUAUAGAUUAUGUGGGUAUCACUGCAAUGAUCAUCACCUCAUUUUUCCCUCCAAUCUAUUACAUUUUCCAAUGUGUCUCACAUUGGCAAUACAUAUACCUUGGUGGAAUCACAGCAAUGGGGAUGUUCACCAUCGUAACGCUGCUUUCUCCGAUGCUUUCGACCAGUAAAUUUCGAGCUUUUCGAGCUCUUCUCUUCUGUUCAAUGGGGCUCUUUGGCAUCAUCCCUGCAGUACAUGGUACAAUUGUGAAUUGGACUAAUCCCAAACGCAAUACCAUACUAGUUUAUGAAUCUUUCAUGGCUAUAUUUUACUUGACUGGUACUGGGUUUUACGUUAGCCGGAUUCCGGAGAGAUUGAAGCCUGGAUGGUUUGAUCUAGCAGGACAUAGCCAUCAGAUUUUCCAUGUUUUUGUGGUAUUGGGAGCAUUGGCUCAUUAUGGUGCCACACUUGCAUUCUUGGACUAUCGUGACCGCGUGGGUUGCUAAGAAAAUCAAAUCUAUAUACACCAAGGCCUUUGGGUUAAAUUUAUCUACAUCUGAUGUAUUCAAGACACAAAUAUGUGAGUCUCGCCUAUUUUAUAUGUGAGUCUCAUUAUACAUAUUAUGUCUUAAAUUUAAUAUAGAUUAGUUAGGCAAGAAUUUCCAUGUUGCGAUAUAUAAGGUGAUUUAGAGUUUUCGUUACUUUCAAUUUUUGAUUCAUUGUAAUUGCUGUACCAAGAAAGGAAGGAAUUGUUGGUAUGAUUAAGUUCCUUCGUAACUAAGUACAUCAAUGUUAGAUGUUAAUUAAUGUCCUGUAAUUGUAUUAUCAAAAUUUGAAACACAUGCAUGAAGGAUUUGAACUUUGAUCUUAUCAUAUAAAUAUUCAACCAUCCAAUUA